Molecule: messenger RNA, 1068 nt
Organism: Misgurnus anguillicaudatus (oriental weatherfish)
Lineage: Eukaryota; Metazoa; Chordata; Actinopteri; Cypriniformes; Cobitidae
Source: RefSeq, a predicted model, not a curated record
AAAAGUAACAUCUACAAACAACGAAAAGGGUUUAAGCACAAAAUGCUAUAAUGACAGAAUUAAAAGCAUGUAAAGUGUGUGACGUCGGGCGGCAGAACUGUUACGGUAUAGCGGUAACUUCUCUGGGUCAGCUCAAAAUUAAAGGUGCUGAGGCUUUGGGCAUCAGUGCCAGUGCAUCAGUUUCAGUGGUGUUAGAAGAUGAUGGGACCAUUAUAGAAGAUGAAGAUUACUUUCUGUGUCUGCCAGCAAAUACAAAAUUCAUGCUAUUGGAUUACAAAGAAACAUGGACACCUGCCUUGCAAGGGACAGGACACCCUAACAGAGAUUAUGAUCAUGUGGAGGUAGAUGGACAGGAUGACGUUGAUGGGGCCGAAUCCUGGCAUAGUGUGGCAGAGCGUCUCAGGCAGAACUUGGCCAACAUUAUCCUCAUGUCUGAGGCAGAUCUACAGAGUUUGAUUGACGUGCCAUGUUCAGAGCUGGCUGGAGCACUGGGCUUUUCACAGCAGAAAACUCGUGUCCUACAGGACACACUGCAGACAGUAGUGGACCGCAGGGAGGAGGAGAGACAGUCCAAAGAAAUACUGCAACUUUAUCUGAAAGCUACAGAGCAAGAAGGCAGUCGAGACCCACAGGAUGAACGUGCUAAACUAGAUGAAACAGAUGGGGUGCAGGUGGAGGCCACAGCAGGGUUCAGCUCCAAAACGCUUAUGGUUCUAAAGGACAAAACACAUCCCGAGACCAGACUUUCCAAUGAAGAGCUACAGCUGGUGGUGAAACACGGACUGGAGGUUAUGGAGAAGGUGUUGGGCUGGGACAGUGAGAAGACUGCAGUGCUGGUGCAAGCUUGUGAAGCUGAGAUUAGUAAGCGUCUACGGCAGGUGCAGGCUCUGCAGUCACUUCAUUCUCAAAGUCGCUCCACAAACAUCAGUUUAAAACCACAGAAUGAGAGAGAGACUCGAGCCAAACGCAGCAAAAAAACAGUCUGAAACAACAUGCAAGAUUUUCUGUAUAUUGAUGGAUCUAAAAGCACAAUUUAAAGAGAAAUAAAGAUAAACAUAUACAUUUCAA